Messenger RNA from Eutrema salsugineum, 2400 nucleotides. Its product is annotated as meiosis-specific protein ASY2-like. The transcript is spliced from 4 exons. The record is from RefSeq and is a predicted model, not a curated record. Bases 1 to 2400 code for a protein of 799 amino acids. Lineage: Eukaryota; Viridiplantae; Streptophyta; Magnoliopsida; Brassicales; Brassicaceae.
AUGUCUUCCGGUUCAUCCUCCAAUUCCGAGGCCGCCAUUCUUCCCGAGCACCGCAGAGAUGAAUCUUCGACUGACAUAUCGAGCUCGGGGUCUACCGAACAUUCUUCGAAUGCUUCUUUGGUUCGGAAGAAUUCCCGGGUCGUCAAGGUCGGCACGAGCAGCCGCAUCCCGAUCAGGGCUCUGGAACGGAUGGAUCGGGCUCUCCGUGAGCCCGAGGGUCAAGUUCCCGUUGAUUUGGUCGUGGAUCAGGAGCCAGAUGUGAAGACGGAUGAGGACGCUCUCCUUCUCGAGGGUGGGGACCAAAGAGCGCAGGACCCGAACGAUGACGAUAUGAUGCCGAUCGUGGAUCGUCCCUGUAUCUGUGCUCCGGUGAAGUCUACUCUAUCAACCCCCGAAACAGUCCGGGCUGCUAUGCUGGUUGGUGGAGCCCCUCCUGGAGUCAUAAUUCAGGUCCCCGAACCGGAGGAGCGUCCCUGGGACGCUCCUGAAGACUUUAUUUGCGUCUACGAAGCUUAUUUCCGCGAGGCCGGGUUAACUUUCCCCUUGCCUCGCCUUCUGUUCGCGUACCGCAACCGGUGUGGCUGCGCGAUAGCCCAACUCCAGCCGGCGUCGAUUGUAAACUUCGUUGGGAUUCUUCAACUCGGGCGCGAUAUCCGCACUCGAAUCAAUGUGGCACAGUUCGAGGAGCUCUUUAUCAUGAAAGUCUUGUCGGCCAAAAGCUGGUUCAUGUCGGUGAACUGCAAUCCAAAAUUCGAUUUGGUCACCGGGAACAAGGCCAGCAAGUUUACGGACUGGGACAAGAACUACUUUUUUCUUCGCGUUGACUCAAUUUCUGCUGAGAAUCCGGAGAGCACGUUCCGGACUGGCUGGAGUGUUGACUUUGAUCGUCACGUUCCAGGGUUUAUCCAACGCUCUCUUACGUCCGACCUAGCGAAGCAGCUUAGUCUCGCCGCCAAAUCAAAGGCUGAACCCAGCUCGUCGAGGCCGGUGCCGAAGAAAAAGAAAUCGAGGAAAAGCAACAAGAGGAGUCGGAGGAUGGCGUUCGACAGGUCGAAUAUCCCAAUAAUGGAAUUUGGGGCUGAUGAGGAAGAUGACAAUGCCCCAAUCGACAUUGUCGGUCUCGAUGGGAACGAGGCCGGUGACGGCGUUGGAGAUGCUAUCGGGGACGAGGUCGAUAACGUCCCGGUCGGCCCGGUUGACCCUCUGAUCCCGGUUGCAGAGCCGGAGGGCGAUGUGGCGGGAACUAGUGUUCCCGAGGCGACUCCUCAGGCUCAAAUGGAGGAGGGGGAAAUUGGUGAGCAGGAUGAGGACGAGCUCACCAUUGCCGACCGCGUCCGUAGGAAGAAGGGCAAGUCUUUGAAGAAAUCGUCUCGGAAGAAGGGUGGUGAGCCUGAGACGGCUGCGAGUGAGGGGACUUUGGUCCUUCACGAAUCGCCUAACGCUUCUCAGGUUCUUCCAGCGGAUCCGGCUGCCAAGACCGAGAACCCGAGGUCAUCCAAGAGGCGUCGGACCUCUGACUCGUCCUCCUUCUCUGUUCGGCUCAAGUACAACAAGGACCAGUCCUUCUUCGACGACUCGUCCGCCUGUGCCGAGCUCUUCAGGCAAAUCGUGCCGGCCUCGUCUCCAAUGCCAGAGACCAAAGACCUCUUCUGCUCCAAGUCUUACGCUCGGCUCGUCUGUGAUACCAACGAGCUCGUUCGCGAGUACGACUCCGAGGUCGAGAGGCUGAGGAAGAUCAAUGCUGAUGUCGCGGCCGAGAGGGCGUCUUUGGAGGUGUCGUACCGGGACGAAAAAGAGAGGUACGAGGCUGCUAUGCUAGCCUUCUUCGAAAAGGAGAAGGAGAACGCGGCCUUGAAGGAGCAAGUCGGGGCUCUGGAGAAGUGGACCGCCGAACUGGAGGGGGACAUGGAUGCUCUGUCCAAGUCGUUCAAGACCAGCGAACAAGAGAGGCGGAAGUACCGAGACGCCGAGUCCAAGGGUCGGAAGAUGCUGGCCGCGCUUAGGGGCAAGUGCGAGGGGAAGCUUGCCAAGAUGAAGGACUUUAUGGACAAGUCCGAGCUCAGAAAGGCGCCGUUCCUCAAGCUUAACCAGGCGACUGCUCUGGUCGGCUUCUGCGACUUCCUAAGGAGGGAGCACAACAUGAUCGUCCCGUCUCACAUCGUGGAUACGUACGGGCGUAGGAUCAAGAACUGCACAAAGGAGGUCGACGACAUCCCCCUUCCGCGGUUCGAGAACGAAGAUUUCCUCCUCCCGAGUGACGACGAUCUCAUUCCUCGGAUUGUGCUUCCGCCGGGGACACAGGUUCCGGAGGGCUUGGACCAAUUCGACUCAAACUCCAAGUCCAUCUCGGCUGAUCGGGCAGCGAGUCUCAAGAGUCUGGCGUCUGUCGCUCGCCAAUGA